GUAAGACGAGCUAUGUACGAUACUCGCUCAAGAACGAAUACAACUGAUUCCAUUUGUCAUCACUAUUUUUUGGAGAGGUGAUGUUCUGUGAGGUUUGGUGAUUGAUUGACGUUCUUCUACGCAACCCUAACCUUAAAAAUUAAUUAUCAAACAUUCACAUUUAAUAAAAUAUCUUAGGUUAAAAUGUUGUCGUAUUCUAGGAGUUUUGAAAAAUUCCUCUUCAGCAAUGUCGAAAAAUCGUUACCCUUUUCUAUUGCAUAUUCGACAGAAGUCAAGAAAGAAGUUAAAGAGGAGUUUAGAGUUUUGAACUUAAAGAACGUCAAACGACAAACGCAGCCUAAAAGAGCUCAGAAACAGUUAGAGGCACUGCCACCCAGGACCAACAAAAUGCCAGUAGAUCAAGACUGGGGCAGUGUUUGGCCUGGGCCAAGGUCUUUUCAUCCAGCAUCUGUACCGCUACCUGUUCGACAGGGCUAUGUGGAAAAAGGGGUUGCACCAGACAAGUAUGCUAAUGCAGAGCUUAUUAAAAUACCAAAUUUUUUACAUCUUACACCACCAGUUAUAAAAAGGCAAUGUGAGGCUUUGAAAAAGUUUUGUACACCUUGGCCCAAGGCAUUAGAGAAUGACAAAGAAUGUGAAAAGCAUUUUCCUAUUGAGGUUACAUCUAGUGACUAUUGUCAUUCAGCACCUACUAUAAGAAAUCCAUUGGCCAGAAUAGUAACUAUAAAAUUCAAAUUAUCUUCAUUGAACCUGAAUGAAAGGGCAAAAGAUAAAUUUUUGAGGCUUGUGGGUGAAAGAUACAAUAAAGAAACUGAUACAGUGGCUAUAGUUACAGACAGAUGUCCACUGAAAAAACAAAAUUAUGACUAUGCCAUGUACCUUUUGACUGCUUGUUACCAUGAAUCUUGGAAUGUUGAGCCAUGGGAAGAACUUAAAUCUGAGGCUGAUAUGGAGUAUUAUGAUUGGAGUAAAAAUGCCUCUAAGAAGAGUGUUGAGGCCUUGUUUGGUAAACAAACAGAAGAUAUUCCCAAUGUCAAAGAAUACUCUGAAGCUGUCAGUACAUUGAUGAAUGAAGGAGAAAGUGAAUAUUCUGUCACAAAGUAUGGAGAUAGUGUAAGAAAACUGUUGGGAUUGCCAGAUGCACCAAAAACAUAAUUUUAGAUUUUUUGUUCAGGAAAUAUACUAUGAGAAUUAAACUUUGUUUAAAUCAUCCCUCUUCUCGUUAUGAAAUUAAUAUAAUUUUGCACAUUU
Acanthoscelides obtectus is the source of this 1251-nucleotide messenger RNA. Lineage: Eukaryota; Metazoa; Arthropoda; Insecta; Coleoptera; Chrysomelidae. The record is from the annotation of a GenBank genome assembly.